This is a messenger RNA of Prorocentrum cordatum, 1035 nucleotides long. NCBI's taxonomy places the organism in Eukaryota, Dinophyceae, Prorocentrales, Prorocentraceae. The record is from the annotation of a GenBank genome assembly.
AUGGGCGCGUCCGUCUCUGCUGAGGCGCAGGCCGCACAGGAGCCCGCGGAGCACGACAGGUCGUCCUCCGCGACGUACUGGGCAUCGCCCAAGGGCGGCCUGCAGCCGCCGUGGCUGACGGCAGCAGGGCAGCUCCCGCAGCCGGGCGGGGCGCACGUGCUCGCCGCCGCCCGGCCCGGGGGCCCGGCGGCCGGGCUCUGGUCGGGCGCGGUGCCGGCGGCGCACGCGGGAGGACCCGCGCUCCGGCACCAGCCCGCGGGGCCCCGGCUGCUGCGGCCGCCGGCGAGGCCUCACACCACGGAACACACCAUGAUCAUCUGGGACUGGGACGACACGCUCAUGUGCAGUUCCCCCCCCGGGGUCAUCAACAGCAACGCCGUGCAACCGCACCAUGCUGAGAGGUUGGACGCGUUAUUGGAACAGGUGCUGAUGUUGUCAAUGAGGCUCGGGGAGACUUGCAUUGUGACCAAUGCGGAGCAGGUCUGGGUCACCGAGAGUAGCCGUCGGUUCGCUCCCAGAGCGCUGGCGCUCCUGCCGAAGAUCCAGGUGGUGUCGGCACGGCAGAAGUACCAGCGGAGCUACCCCGGAGACGUCUUCGCUUGGAAACGUGAGGCUUUCCGAGAGGUCCUGACCGAGUGCAAGGUGCCAAGCAGCGGCGUCCUAAAACUCGUCGCGCUCGGGGACUCGAUGGCCGAGAUACAGGCCGCACAGACAUCCACCACCAAUCUGCCGCACCCAGUUGUUGUAAAUACCGUGAAGUUCAAGGAGGCGCCGUCUUGCGAUGAGCUCAUAGAACAGCUGUGCAUCCUGUUGCAGGAGCUAGCGGCCAUCGUGAACGAUGAGCGAAGCAUCUCUAUCAACUUGGCGAGUAUAGUAUUCAACCAGCGUUCCGCCUCUCUUUGGCCAAGACCCGCCACUGGGUUGCUUGGCACGUCCUUGGAGCUGAGGCAAGCAAUGCCUUUCAUGCCAAGUCAGAUCCGCGCCGCUCCCAAAGCUGGUUGCGCUGGUGCCCCAGCGCACGCUCGCGGUCUCUGA